Trichomycterus rosablanca is the source of this 3603-nucleotide messenger RNA. RefSeq lists its product as uncharacterized. The record is from RefSeq and is a predicted model, not a curated record. Gene Ontology annotation, molecular function: serine-type endopeptidase activity. Gene Ontology annotation, biological process: proteolysis. NCBI's taxonomy places the organism in Eukaryota, Metazoa, Chordata, Actinopteri, Siluriformes, Trichomycteridae. The coding region runs from base 1 to 3300 and encodes 1099 amino acids. The transcript has 21 exons.
AUGCCAUCCAAGAUGAGGCUGACCACACUGGAAAAAAGCCUGAUUCUUCUGUUUGUGGCCAUGACUGCGGCUUGCAUCGGCCUGGUUGUGGUUUAUGUUGUUGAGAACAACAGCUCCACAGGUGGAGAAACUGAAGAAGUGGUGUUGGAUUCAGGAUGUGGAAACCCAGGGCAUCUGAGUGGUGAGUCUGGAGAGUUCACCAGUGGAAAUUACCCCUACGGCUACGAAAGCGGCAAGAGCUGCAGCUGGACCAUCACUGUGGACAGCAAGAAGGUAAUCAAUUUGUGGUUCCACGACUUCUCUUUGGAGGAUUCGAACACAUGCAGUUCUGACUCCCUGACACUUAGAGACGAGUCAGGAAUUAUUGGAAAAUACUGUGGUAAAUCUGUGCCAAAGCCGGUGGUGUCACUGGGAAACCGCUUGGUGGUUUAUUUUGACACCAACGACAGAAAAACAGAGAAAGGAUUUAGAGCUGCAUACCGUGCUGUGGAUCCUGAAAUGGUUACAGAAAUAGUCGGGGCUGGUGGCCUUCUGCAAGGUGAACAAGGAGAGCUGGGGACCCCCGGUUUCCCAGAGAAGAACUAUGAGAAUGGAGUUGUUUACCAGUGGAGGAUUGCGGUGCCUGCUGGAGAGAGGGUUCAACUCAAAUUCACAGCCUUCGACCUGGUUCCUGAGUCCUGCUUUGACUAUGUAGAUGUUUUUGAAGGUGAAACUGAUGGUGUUAGUGCCAUCAAACUGGGUCGCUUCUGUGGAAACAAGGUUCCAAAUUCAAUAUUGUCCACUAGUAAUGAAUUAGUCAUUCGAUUUAAGAGUGAUAACAGUGGGAACGCCAAGGGCUUCAAUGCAGUUUACACUGUGGCUCUUGCUUCAACAACUACCAUCAAACCCACCACCACCGUUACGCCAUCUAUCACAACUGCACCAAUAGAAUCUGGCUGUGGCUCCCCAGGCCAUCAGUCUGGUAGGAAAGGUGAGGUCCAUUCGAUGUCUUUCCCGAACCCCUAUCCUGCAAAUCUAAGCUGUUCCUGGAACAUCAGUGUGCCUGAGGGCUUCCUGGUCAAAGUGCACAUCAAAGAUUUGGGCAUUGUUGGUGAAACAGGACAGUGCGGUGGGGACAAACUUAUGGUUUCUGACAGCCAGCAGUCACUGGGUACACACUGUGGUUUCAUCCUGCCACCUGUUCUCAUCAGUGUCAGUAACAGCAUGUCCAUGAGUUUUCAAUCUGAUGCUCGUCUGGCUGACCGUGGUUUUUCUGCCUCGUGGGAGGCCGUCUAUCCAGAGGAUAUUGCUGAAAUUCAAGGUUGUGGGGGUUUCUCUCGCCAGGAGACCGGGGUCAUCAAGUCAGAGAACUGGCCCAUGAACUACCCCCCCAACAGGGAGUGCAUGUGGAUGGUGCAGGUGCCUGAGGGCAAAAGCAUCACUCUGACAUUUACCCAUUUUGACGUGGAAUCAAAGGACAUCCUGCUCGGCCGCUGCCAUGACAACGUGGUCAUUUAUGAUGGGUCACAUCCCACUGCCAGAAAGUAUGGUCCCUACUGUGGUAACAGUAUCCCUUCAGUGAUCAAAACAACCAGUAACAUGCUGGUGAUGCGCUUUCAUGUUGACUUAUUUAUGGAGGAGAAAGGGUUUAGAGCAUACUGGAGCACAGAUCCCACACUGCCUGCUCCCACUGAACCCCCUGUACCACCCAACCCAUGGGAUGACAUCACUAUCGAUUGGCCAAAAACAUGUGGCAAGCCAACGAUCCCGCCUAUGGUGAACACUCGCAUAGUAAAUGGUGAACCAGCCAAAGCUCACUCCUGGCCCUGGCAAGUGUCCAUGCAGGUUUGGCCUGAAUCGUAUCCAACACCCUCUUUCUUCCACACAUGUGGUGGAACACUCAUCCAUAAGAACUGGGUUUUGACAGCUGCACACUGUUUUAUCAGGUAUGCAGAUCAGCUGCAGAGAUGGCAGAUGUGCCUGGGCAAACACAACCUGACCCAUUCAGAGCCGACUGAGCAGUGCUACAGUGUGCUUGGCAUCUAUCGGCAUGAGGGCUUCAGGUACCCCACCGUUCCCACUGUGGAGUUUGACAUUGCCCUGGUGCGCCUGGACGGAGAGGUCACCAGCACCGAUCACAUCGACUUUGCCUGUCUGCCCUCCGCUGAUGAGGAACUUCCUGGAGGAAAGAAAUGCUACGCUACGGGCUGGGGAGACGAGACGGGUAACUCCACAGCUCCUAAAGUGGCCGAGACUCUGAACCAGGUGGCUCUUCCUGUGGUUCCUUAUGAUACCUGUAAGAGAAUGGAUUACUGGUGGUUCCAGGUCAAGCCCUCGAUGAUCUGCUGUGGAUACACUCUACCUGACGAGCUCAAGUCUGUGUGUCAGGGAGACUCAGGUGGGCCCCUCGUGUGUCAGGAUGGACCUUCAGCCCCAUGGGAGGUGCAUGGCAUUACCAGCUUUGGGCCCAUCGGCUGCAUCAUGGACAAAAAGCCCAGUGUGUUCACCCGGUCAUCUGCAUACAUGUCCUGGAUCGAAAACAUCGUGCGCAAGGACGUCUACGAAAUGACCACUUCUGGUUGUGGGGGUCUAAAGGAGCAAACUGGCACUGAAGGUGUGUUAACGUCCAUGAAUCACCCCCAGAGUUAUGAGAAUGGUGCCAACUGUAACUGGAACAUCCACGUACCUGCCGGCAAACACGUGCACCUACAUUUCAUCUCGUUCUCACUGGAGGAAAGCCAGCUGUGCCUUAGCGACAGUGUCGCCAUCUCUGACCAUGUUGGCACUUUGGGCACCCACUGCAGCGCGUCUGCUCCAGGAGAUGUGAUUUCUGCCGGUAACACACUGAGCGUGCGCUUUUCCACCAAUAACAGAGUGGUGGACACAGGCUUCAACGCUACAUGGAGAGCCGUGAGCCCAGCUGACAUUGACAACAUAGUCGGAUGUGGUGGAAACUUUGACAGUCAGCAGGGAGAGCUACGCUCGCCCAAAUGGCCCAAUAACUAUCCAAACCAAGCUGCCUGUACCUGGAGCAUCUCUAUCCCUUCAGCCAAGGAGAUCCACAUCAGCUUCACACAUUUCAGUCUGCAGGCGGUGAAUCUUUUGGGCAAAUGUGUAGACUAUGUGGAGGUCUUUGAUGCAGCUGGAAAAUCUCAAGGUCAGUUCUGUGGGUCUGUACCACCCAAUCUGACCAUUGCUGGAGACAAAGCCACUGUGCGCUUCCUCUCUAAUGAAGCACGUCAGGCGCAGGGUUUCCGUGGAUACUGGACCACCGAUCCUAAAAUAGUUCCCACCCUGGCACCUACGCCACCAAAACCAUGAGACGACCUAAAGAUCGGUGGGCAGUACAUAAGAAUAAGGUACAGAAGAGUUCGGACCAUACACAUUACAGAAACCUCUUUAUUUGACCAGGCUUGGGACUGGCUCUACAACGCACUGACUGGUUAACCUCCUCCUAUGUGGAGGGGAAGGAGACCAUAAUGUUGGCUUGGGACAAAGCAAUUAAAAACUAAAAAUUGGAUCAUAUGAAAGAGAACAGAAGUGUUUAAGUCCCUACUCAGGGGCCCAACUGUGGCAACUUUGCAGCAAUGGGGCUUAAACCAGCAACCUUCUGAUUACUAAUAG